AUGUGUUGCAAAAAAAAUAAAAAUCGUCAGCACUUAACGAGACAAUAUGAAAAAUAUAUAUAUAUAAAAAUCGUGCUAAUAUACACGACUUUGAUUUGUUCACAGAAAAAAAUGAGAAAUACAGAGAUGAGAUUGAAAUUUUUUGACUUUUUCUUAACAACAGCUUCCCUAGUGUAUUUCUUUUCCAACACCAAAUUCUUUUUUUUUCUUAAUUCAAUACUCAUUAUGGCUAGAACCAGAUCAAAAACAAAUGCUGCUGCAUCUCCAGCUAGCUCUAAAGUCACUAAACCAGCUGCUUCCCCAAAAGUUAGCAAGACUAAGGCAUCUCCAAAAGUUAAAGCAUCUCCAAAGGCCAAACAAACUCCAGAGAAGAAAGAACAAGAAUCUAGUAUAAUCCCAGAAAAGGUGUUAAAUAAAGCAAUUUCUGAAUUGAAGAAAUUUAAUGAAAGACAACAAGAAGCAAAAGAAAAUGAUGAAGAUAAAAAACUGCAAUUAUUUGAUAAUGAUCAAGAAGAUGAAGAAUCAUUUUAUUUAACUAUAGAAUCAAAGAAAUUUUUCAGUUCUAAACCACAAUUCAAACCAAAGAGUAUUAGAUUGAGUAAAUCAAUUCAUCCUGAAUCUACUUCUACUUGUUUAAUUAUUCGUGAUGAAUUUAUUAAAACUGAUGAAAUGUUGGAACAAUUAGAAAAUGAAACCGAUUUAAAAAUUAAUGAAUUUGUUCCUUUGAAAAUUGUCAAGAAUGAAUAUAAAAAUUUUGAAAAAAGACGUGAAUUUCAUUCCAAAUUUGAUUUCUUUUUAGUUGAUGAAUCUAUUUUAAGUAUAAUGCCAAAUGCUUUAGGUAAAAUUUUUUAUCAAUCUAAGAAAUUUCCAAUUCCAAUUAAAGUUUCUUCACUGGGAUCUCCAAAAGAAUUAAGUUUAGUUACUUUGAAAAACCAAGUUAAUAAAGCUUUAUCUAGUACUAGUUAUUUACCACCUAUUGGUACUAAUAUUUCUGUCAAAAUUGGUUUUAUUAACUAUGAUACUAAAGAUUUAAUUGAAAAUAUAAAUGAUGUUGUUAAAACUUUAGACAUUAAUGAAAUUAAAUCUAUUCAUUUGAAAUCAACCACUUCUCCUGCAUUACCAUUAUUCUACACCGACAGUUUAUAUAGUGAAAAUGAUGUUGCUAAGGAAGAAGAGCAAGAAGAAGAGGAAACUGAAGGUAAGUUGACUGCUUUCGAAGAAGGUUUGUUAGAAUUAGGUGAUGCCGAAGAAGUUGCUAAAGUCAUUGGUAAAAAAUUGGGUGAAAAGAAGAAAAAGAAUAACAAGAUUAAACCAGCCAAAGGUAAAGUUAGUAAAAAAUAA
This is a messenger RNA of Candida tropicalis MYA-3404, 1341 nucleotides long. RefSeq names its product Cic1p (gene CIC1). The transcript has a single exon. The record is from RefSeq and is a predicted model, not a curated record. Bases 1 to 1341 code for a protein of 446 amino acids. NCBI's taxonomy places the organism in Eukaryota, Fungi, Ascomycota, Pichiomycetes, Serinales, Debaryomycetaceae.